CAUCGUCGUCGUCGUCGUCGUCGUCGUCGUCCCCCACCGGCCUAGUCGAAAAAGUCGGCUUCGGUCCCUCGCCGGGCUGGAUUAAUGGCGACCCCUACGCCUUUCCGUCCGCUGCUCGGGCCGAGCCGCAUCCUGUUGGGCUCCCUUAGGGCGAGCCGCCGGGCAUCGUCGUCGUCGGCGCCCCUGGCCGCGGCCGCAGCACGAUGCAUCGGCCGGCAUCACCGCCACGCCGCGGCCUCGCGAUCCUUCUCAUCACUACCCCCGUCCCGGCCCAACGACCCGGACAUUGAACGCAUAAUCCAGCAGGCCGAAGCAGCCGCCGCCAAAACACCACCACCCCCUAGCACCUCGCCCAACACCCCCAACUCCUCCCCCACCGAGCGCCCGGAGGAGGCAGCCAUUCCCGAGCCCGGGCCAGAACCACAGCCCAAAACCUCAACAAGAAAAACACCCCCCGAAGACGGCGACUUCAAGCCCACCGACGGGCGGCCGUCCCCCUUCUCGCACUUCAUGGACAACCUCCAGACCCGGUUCCUGGCGGGGACGCAGACGCUCAACGAGCUGACGGGCUACGACUCCAUCGAGGGCAUCAAGCGCCGCAACGCCCAGCUCGAGGCCCAGCUGUCGGAAGCCCAGACCACCCUCCGCGAUGCCCGGGCGCGCUACAAGACGGCCCAUUCCGCCCGCGCCUCGACGCAGCGCGAGGUCACGACCCUGCUCGCGCGCAAGGACAGUUGGGCGCCGCCCGACCUCGAGCGCUUCACGCACCUGUACCGGCACGACCACGCGCUCGAGGCCGAGGCCGCGCGCGCCGCCGAGGCGCUGACCGAGGCCGAGGCCGACGAGGCCGCGCUGUCGCAGCGCCUCAACAGCGGCAUCAUGCGCCGCUACCACGAGGAGCAGAUCUGGUCCGACCGCAUCCGCCGCGCCUCCACCUGGGGCACCUGGGGCCUCAUGGGCGUCAACGUGCUGCUGUUCCUGGCCUUCCAGUUCGUCGCCGAGCCCUGGCGCCGCCGCCGCCUGGUCACGAGCAUCGCCGAGGGCGAGAAGGGGGUUUUGGACGAGGUGCGCCGCGAGCUCGAGGCCGUGCGCUCGUCGCUGGCGUCGUUUGAGAAGGCCGGAAACGCCGCCCGUGGUGGUGGUGCCGCUGCUGCUGCUGCUGCUGCUGCUGCUCCCAUAGCAGCCACGCCGCCGCCGCCGCCGCCGCCGCCGGCAGACGACGUCGCCGUCCCCUCGCCACCACCCCUCAAGCCCAUGUCGCCGCCCCCACAAAGAUCAUCCUGGUCUGAACUCGCCUCGGACCCCAAGCUGUGGCGGCCCGCCGUGACGGACCUGUGCAGCGACCUGUGCAGCGAGAGACGCGUGCAGCUGCGUAUGCGCGAUGUGUCCGUCAUCGCCCUCGAGAGCGCCCUCGCUGGCGCCAUCGUCGUCGUCACCGCCACCAGCCUCGUGUUCAGGAGGUGA
Molecule: messenger RNA, 1464 nt
Organism: Gaeumannomyces tritici R3-111a-1
Lineage: Eukaryota; Fungi; Ascomycota; Sordariomycetes; Magnaporthales; Magnaporthaceae
Exons: 1
Coding region: 85-1464 (459 amino acids)
Biological process (GO): inner mitochondrial membrane organization
Cellular component (GO): mitochondrial inner membrane
Source: RefSeq, a predicted model, not a curated record